AUGGCUGGUGGUGACGCCAUGGCUAGUGGUGACUACACGGCUGGUGAUGACUACAUGGCUGGUGGUGACGACAUGGCUGGUGGUGACGACAUGGAUGGUGAUGACAACAUGACUGGUGGUAAGGCCAUGGAGGGUGGUGACGCCAUGGCGGGUGGUGAAUCCAUGGCUGGUGGUGAUGCAAUGGCUGGAGGUUACGCAAUGGCUGGUGGUGAUGCCAUGGCAGGUGGUGAUGCCAUGGCGUGUGGCGACGCCAUUGCUGUGGGUGACGUCAAUGCUGGUGGUUACGCCAUGGCUGGUGGUGAUGCCAUGGCAGGUGGUGAAGCCAUGUCUGGUGGUGACGAUGCGAUGGCUGGUGGUGAUGCCAUGGCUGGUGCUGAUGCCAUUGCUGGUGAUGAUGCCAUGGCAGGUGGUGAAGCCAUGUCUGGUGGUGACGACGCGAUGGUGGUGACGCCAUGUUUGUUGGUGACGAUGCGAUAG
Molecule: messenger RNA, 477 nt
Organism: Procambarus clarkii (red swamp crayfish)
Lineage: Eukaryota; Metazoa; Arthropoda; Malacostraca; Decapoda; Cambaridae
Source: RefSeq, a predicted model, not a curated record